AUGGGCAAGCUUUCGAUGCCGAGUAAGGCCGAGAUGGCUGCACCUUUCCAGUCCAAAGAGGCUUUCAUAGAUUUCUUGAAGGCUCCUGAGGGCAAUGAAGGCCAUGCUGUGGUUGGGGAUUCAAGAUGGUCAAACAAGGACUUGGCACCAACACCCGUGAAAGACAGGACAUGGACAUGGUACAACUUACCUCUUUACUGGUUCUCUAGUCAGUUCUCCAUCGUUGGUUGGAACACUGGAAGUUCGCUGGUCACCGUUGGCCUCACAUGGCAGCAGUCCUUCAUAUCCGCGUGCAUCGGCUCAUUCCUCGCAUCUGUGAUCGUCGUCCUGAUGGCUCGUCCAGGAGCUAAAUAUCACAUCGGCUACCCAGUGCUCGCACGUUCAGUCAUGGGAAUGUACGGAUCAUACUUUUUUGUCUUCAUCAGGGCUAUGGUUUGCAUCGUCUGGUAUGGCAUCCAAACUUUCUAUGCCGGAAACGUCCUCUCUGUGAUGUUCCGCUGCAUUUUUGGAAAUUCCUGGAACAAUCUCGAUAACACGCUACCGCUGAGCGCAAACGUAUCGUCGAAACAACUUUUGGCAUUCUUCAUAGCGUGGCUCAUACAAUUUCCAAUCAUGUGGGUUCAUCCUAAGAGCAUCCACUACAUCUUUACGGUCAAAGGAUUCACCAUGCCGGUGGCUGCUUUCGCUUUAUUCGGAUGUGCCAUGAGUAUGGGUGCAGGACUAGGAGAUAUGGACAUUGCUUCAAAAGCCGGCGAGCUCUCAUCUUCGGUUACACCUCUAGGCUGGUCCAUCAUGUCUGGUAUCAACACAAUUUUUGGAGGCCUGUCACCCAUGCUAGUCAAUCAGCCCGAUCUUGCUCGCUACUGCAAGAAGCCUCGAGACGCUGGACUUCUUCAAGGCCUUUGUGUUUUCUUCCCUACAGUCCUCGUCUUCUUCCUUGGACUGGCCUCGACGACAUCUAUCCAGAUUAAAUGGGGAACUGCCUACUGGAAUGUUUGGGAUCUUCUCGACGUUAUCCUUGACCACCAUUUCAGCGCCGGUGCUCGUACUGGCAUCUUCUUCAUCGCGCUCGUGUUCUUCUUCGGUGUCUUUGUGACCAAUAUUGGUGCCAACUCACUUCCAUUUGGUGCUGAUAUGACAGGUCUGAUUCCCAAGUUCCUUACGAUUCGCCGAGGUCAGAUUCUGUGUGCGAUCUUGGGAGUGGUUGUCCAACCUUGGCAGCUCAUGGCCAAUGCAUCGGCCUUCCUUAGCUUCUUAGGAUCAUACAACAUCUUCAUGGCGCCACUCUGUGCAAUCAUCAUUGUUGACUACUUUGUCGUUCGUAAAGGCAACCUACACAUACGGUCAUGUUUCAGUGGCAGCAAGUCAGGCCUGUAUUGGUACUGGUCAGGCGUCAAUAUAGUUGGCGUGACCGCAUGGCUUCUGGGUACAACAAUGGGAAUACCCGGUCUCAUUGGACAGUAUCAACCAGAAAUCAUCAGCUUGGCGGCAAAGAACAUGUACAGGCUCGGCUACAUUCUAACUUUCACAACGGCAGCGACUGUAUAUUACGUCCUUAGGAUAUUCAUCAAGCCACGCAUCUUCCCCAUUGGACGAGAAGACUCGCCUUUACAGUGGGAGUGGCUAGCGAACGAAAGACGCGAGGGUUUCUACGAAGAUGAGAAGGAGGGUAUUGAGCUCUUCGCACCUGCCACGCCGCCUGCGAUGGAAGCCGAGGAGAUUCGGAUGAAUGGCAAAGCGUACGGACUGAAAGUCUGA
This is a messenger RNA of Aureobasidium melanogenum CBS 110374, 1758 nucleotides long. RefSeq lists its product as uncharacterized. The record is from RefSeq and is a predicted model, not a curated record. Gene Ontology annotation, molecular function: nucleobase transmembrane transporter activity. Gene Ontology annotation, cellular component: plasma membrane. The coding region runs from base 1 to 1758 and encodes 585 amino acids. The transcript is spliced from 6 exons. Gene Ontology annotation, biological process: transmembrane transport; nucleobase transport. Lineage: Eukaryota; Fungi; Ascomycota; Dothideomycetes; Dothideales; Saccotheciaceae.